AUGGCUCAUUGUGUCAUGAUAUUCUUCGUCAUCUCGGUUAUCUUCCUUUAUACAACAUGCUGCGCAAUCCAAUGCUAUCAAUGCGACAGUUUCAAAGACAACAACUGUACCGAAAAGGAAGUGGACCUCAGAUACCUUCAACAUUGUCCCAAUACCCAUAAUUACUGUCGAAAAAUAAUUUCCGCAUUUUAUUUCAAGGACCCACGCGAGUCUUUCGUAGUUCGAGAAUGUGCUGCCCACGGACCUAAAGAGGAGGCGUGCUACAAGGGGAAAUACAGCAAAGACAGCUAUCAAUAUAUCUGCGAAUGUAAAAACGCUGAGGGCUGUAACUCCUCUUCUCUGUCUUAUAAUCAAAAUUGGAUCAUUUUAAUCUGCAUAAUAUGUAUGUUUUUUCAUUUGAAAAAUUGA
Messenger RNA from Diachasma alloeum, 408 nucleotides. RefSeq lists its product as uncharacterized. Bases 1 to 408 code for a protein of 135 amino acids. The transcript is spliced from 3 exons. Lineage: Eukaryota; Metazoa; Arthropoda; Insecta; Hymenoptera; Braconidae. The record is from RefSeq and is a predicted model, not a curated record. Gene Ontology annotation, biological process: sleep; positive regulation of voltage-gated potassium channel activity; regulation of synaptic transmission, cholinergic.